AUGUAAUCAACGAUUUUGACGGUUAUUUCAAAACACACUCGUUUUCUCCGCCCCUAUUUCUUCUCUCUAUCAAAGCUCUUUAUUUGCUUCAUCUUUUUCUUCUUCUAACAAAUUCACACUGGAACCUAAAUUCUCUUCUCAUUCUUUGCAAACAAAAACAACCCAUAAGUUUCUUGAACCAAAAUGGCUUGUUCUGCAACUGCUAAAAUCGUCCAACCUCCUAUGUCCAUCAACUCCACCAGAUCUCCUGAUAAGUCUGAUACUUGUACUAAAUUACUAAGACCCUCCGCUUUUCUUGGAUCCAACAAGAAACUAUUUUCCAUUAGCAAAACUAUUUCGCCUUUCAGUCGCCGAUCAGCCACUGUUGUUGCUGUCUCCUCUGAUGUCAUCAAGAAGAAGAAGGUGGAAUCUAAUCCCAUCUCCAAUCUGUUGGUUACAAAGGAGGAGGGUUUGCUAUUGUAUGAGGAUAUGGUUCUAGGAAGAUCAUUUGAGGACAUGUGUGCCCAGAUGUAUUACAGAGGCAAAAUGUUCGGAUUUGUUCAUUUGUACAAUGGCCAAGAAGCUGUAUCAACUGGCUUCAUCAAGCUCUUGGGGAACAGAGAUUGUGUGGUUAGCACUUAUAGGGACCAUGUCCAUGCAUUGAGCAAAGGGGUCCCAGCUCGAGCCGUAAUGAGCGAGCUCUUUGGCAAGACCACCGGUUGCUGUAGAGGGCAGGGUGGCUCAAUGCACAUGUUCUCCAAAGAGCACAAUGUACUUGGGGGCUUUGCUUUCAUUGGUGAAGGAAUUCCUGUGGCUACAGGAGCUGCCUUCACUAGCAAGUACAGGAGGGAGGUUAUGAAGGAGGAUUGUGAUGAUGUGACGUUGGCAUUUUUCGGAGAUGGAACUUGUAACAAUGGUCAGUUCUACGAGUGCUUGAACAUGGCUGCACUGUGGAAGCUGCCCAUCGUGUUCAUUGUCGAGAACAAUUUGUGGGCAAUUGGAAUGUCCCAUUUGAGAGCCACUUCUGAUCCCCAAAUUUGGAAAAAGGGUCCAGCAUUUGGAAUGCCUGGGGUUCAUGUUGAUGGUAUGGAUGUGUUGAAGGUAAGGGAGGUCGCAAAGGAAGCUAUUACCAGAGCUAGAAGAGGUGAAGGUCCAACUUUGGUCGAAUGUGAGACCUACAGGUUCAGAGGACAUUCUUUGGCUGAUCCAGAUGAGCUCCGUGACCCUGCUGAGAAGGCUCACUAUGCUACCCGAGAUCCAAUUACUGCAUUAAAGAAGUACCUGUUGGAAAACAGUUUGGCAAGUGAAUCAGAAUUGAUUGCCAUAGAGAAGAAGAUUGAGGAGGUGGUUGAAGAUGCCGUUGAGUUUGCUGAUGAAAGCCCUGUUCCAGCUCGUAGUCAGCUUCUGGAAAACGUAUUUGCAGAUCCUAGGGGAUUUGGAAUUGGACCUGAUGGCAAGUACAGAUGUGAGGAUCCUAAAUUUACCGAAGGCACUGCUCAAGUCUAACCUCUUCUUUGGCUAGGAAACUUUGUGCACAAGAUGGCUUUCAGGUGUAAAGUAAAUUCAUUAUUGCAUUUGGUAGUGGUUACUGAUGGCAAGGACAAGCUUACUUAUAUAUAUACACACACUGUGUUAUUUCUUAUCUGAUGUCUUACUGUCAAGGCAUUCCAAAUUUCAAUUUUGAUAUCUAUAUUGUUUUAAGGCUUUUAACAUUUUUGUGAAUUGGAUAAUGUUUGGAAAGGCAAACCCAGACACUAAUAUCAUGUUCUCUUCAUGACGGUUUUAUCAUACAAUUUUGAAUACCAUAA
This is a messenger RNA of Olea europaea var. sylvestris, 1787 nucleotides long. RefSeq names its product pyruvate dehydrogenase E1 component subunit alpha-3, chloroplastic-like. The coding region runs from base 184 to 1485 and encodes 433 amino acids. Gene Ontology annotation, molecular function: pyruvate dehydrogenase (acetyl-transferring) activity. The transcript is spliced from 3 exons. The record is from RefSeq and is a predicted model, not a curated record. Gene Ontology annotation, biological process: pyruvate decarboxylation to acetyl-CoA. Lineage: Eukaryota; Viridiplantae; Streptophyta; Magnoliopsida; Lamiales; Oleaceae. Gene Ontology annotation, cellular component: intracellular membrane-bounded organelle.